UGAAAUCCUCUGCACACGUGCUCCUCUUUCAGAUAAGGAGAAGACAGGCCGGGAGAAUCGCCAGCUACGUUGCUCCGUCUGAUUUUGAUGAAAAAUGUCUUCAGUGCGGGUAGCGGUGCGAGUGCGUCCACUGAACACAAGAGAAAAGCAGUUGUCAUCUAAGGUGAUCAUUCACAUGAAGGGGAACACUACAUCUAUUCACAAGCCUUCACCUGUUCGACUUGACAAGCUGAAGGACAGAGGGAAAACCUUCUCUUACGACUUCUCAUUCGACUCGACCGACGGAGAAAGCCCCACAUUUGCAUCUCAGGAGAAGAUUUUUCAAGACUUGGGCACCGAUGUCCUGAAAGCUGCGUUCAAGGGUUUCAACACCUGUGUGUUCGCCUACGGGCAGACAGGCUCUGGGAAAUCUUACACCAUGAUGGGUCGAAAAGAUGAUAAAGGUUUAAUCCCCCGGAUCUGCGAAGGCUUGUUCUUUGAGAUCUCUCGCAGAGCCCAGUGUGACGCCGUGUCAUUUCAUACAGAGGUCAGCUACUUGGAGAUCUAUAAUGAACGUGUGCUGGACCUUCUCCGGAAGAGAACGGCACCCGCCGAUGGGGGAGGCCUGAGAGUGAGGGAGCACCCCAGUGACGGACCCUAUGUAGAGAAUCUGUCCAAGCACUCCGUUGACGGCCACGGUGACAUGGAGCAACUCAUCGCCCUCGGCAAUGGCAACCGCACCACAGCCUGCACGGGGAUGAAUGACUUCAGCAGCCGCUCCCACGCCAUCUUCACCAUCACCUUCACUCAGGCAUGGUUUGAUGAAGAGCUGCCGCGUGAGACGCUGAGUAAGAUCCACCUGGUGGACCUGGCAGGCAGCGAGAGAGCCGGCGCCACCCGCACCACAGGCACCAGGCUGAAGGAAGGGGCCAACAUUAACAAAUCUCUGGUCACCUUGGGCAGCGUGAUCUCCGCUCUGGCUGACCUUGGCCUGGGAGGACAGACGAACAAAAAGAAGCAGAUAUUCAUUCCCUACAGAGACUCUGCACUGACAUGGCUACUAAAAGACAGCCUGGGUGGAAACGCCGUGACUACUAUGAUAGCAACCGUUUCUCCCGCUGAUGUGAACUACACGGAGACCCUGAGCACCCUGCGUUACGCCUGCCGGGCUAAAAACAUAGUGAACACUCCCACGGUGAAUGAAGAAGGCAGCGUGAAGGUGAUCAGAGAGCUGCAGGCGGAGGUCACCAGACUCCGAAAGCUGCUGGAAGAAGCCACCCAGGUUUCUCGUGGGGAGCCGUCCUCCUCCGUGAAAGUAGAGGAGAAGCUGCGUCAGAAUGAAGCGAAGGUUGUGGCGCUGACCAAGGAGUGGACCAGCAAAUGGAUGGAGACUCAGAGUAUUCUGCAGGAGGAGGCCGUGGCUCUGAGGAAGGAGGGAAGUGGAGUGGUCUUGGAUUGCCAGUUACCUCAUCUGAUAGGCAUUGAUGAGAACCUGCUUAGCGCUGGAAUCAUCCUCUAUUAUUUGAAAGAGGGCAGGACUUUGAUUGGGAGCGAUGAAGCAUCAUGCAGUCAGGAUAUUGUGCUUCAUGGGCUCCUCCGCGAACACUGCGUGCUAGAGAACUGUGCUGGGGCCGUGACUCUGCUCCCUCAGGAUGGUGCACUGUGUUCAGUCAAUGGCUCUGUGGUCACAGAUCCCUGCCAGCUGAGUCAGGGUGCAAUCAUACAGCUAGGAGGAGGAACCAUAUUCCGGUUUAACCACCCGACUCAAGUUUCCCAGUUGAGAGGGAAAAAACAGUGCGGACAGCUGUCUGCCUUCAGGAUGUCUUUGGCUGACUUGUCAACAUCCGCCGCGAAUCCCUCCAAGGUGAUGCCGCCGAGUCCAAGACUUCUCAGACAGAUGGAUGUACUGGCUGCAGAGACAGACGAAUCCAAAUGCUCAAGCCUUUGUCUCGCCUCGACCCCUACAGAGAAGUUCAACUCUAUAGCCACACCUGGAAGACAUCCCGUCCCUCACUCUAGUUUUGAGUUGAACGGGGACACACUACUGGGUGGAGUAAGCAUCUGGGAUGGCCAGGAGCAAGAGAGGGACUUGUGUCAUAAAUCAGGGCCAGGGCUCAUGUCUGAGAGGCCGCAGAGGAAAGCUCGGAGUGGGGAAGGAGUUGCAAGUUAUAAGGGAGAGGAGGUUUGGUCAGGGAAUGCCAACCUCCAGCAGACAAGUGUCCUGGGCCCGGGUGAUGGAUGUGGCAUGAAGCCAGAGGGGAAUGCUAAUGAGAUCCAAGGUGUCGUGACUGACUGCUACAAGGGGAGACCUGGCUCUGGUGGGAGCUCAUUAGGCUGCAUGUCCCACCUGCAGAGCAAUGGAGGAGCUAGAACCAUGUCGGUCCUCCUCUCACAGACCAGUGCUCAUUCUCAGCUCGACCGAAAUCCUCUCAGCAGUCAGGCGGUGUCCUCUCCACCCAAAGAAACCGCCUCAGACUGCCAGUUCAGCUCUGGAGAGAUGGAUGAACCUGGAGUUUUAGAGGAGAUCCCAUGUGUGACAGAAACUACAGCAGCCACAGCUCAAAACUCAGGGCUGGGCUCUUUGCUCAGCAAAGUGUCUUGGCUUGUGCAGGAUGCAGGACGUCUCUUCUGGAGCUCUCCCUCAGUAUUGCAUCAAGUCAUGGAAGUAAGAUUAAACCCUGUUGGGACACGGUGGUCCAACCAAGUUGUUUCUCUGGUCAGGGAAAGUAAUGUCUUGUCUGUAGUGAAGGACAGCCAGGUCUUCUCUAUGGUUAGAGGGAGCUUUGUCUUCUCUCUGUUCAGGGAUAGUCACAUUUUUACCAUGGUGAAAGAACUACCCCUCAUACAGCACAUCCAGAUGAAUAUAACUCAAAACCUCCAGCCCGAUGAGGCAGCUCAGAUAAUUCAGGGCUACAUUAGUCCUAACAACAGAAAACUCACAGUUUUGACACCAAAACAAACCUUGAGCAAGGCAAAAGAAUCGCCACAUGAUGUUCAGCCAACACCAAAAAGGAACAGAAACAACAGCAUCAAUGAUCUUCAGUCACUGCAAAAGCAAGAUAUAGCUGAUGUUCACAAAAAUCAAGGAGAUGCAGAGGUGUUACCACCACCUGAAGAUCAGGAAUCUGAAAACUCAAAGACUGUCCCAAUUUUCAUUCAAACAUUGAUAGAAUUUCCCAGUUCCCUUUCGAACCUUCAAACCCUGUCGUUGCCAGACAUGGUGGAUGCUUUACAAUCCAUCAUUCCCACUUCAGUGCUCACCUCUCAGAAAAUUGUAGCUCUCCACUUUCUGAAUGUGUCUAAAUGCAGCCAACCCGAGGCCAAGCCUGCCCUCCUGAUCCUGAUGGAAUCUGGCCUCUACACCCUGACCACUCACUCUGGGCUGCUAGUUUUGUUCCAUCACCUCCCUUUGUUGCAGCUCAAGGAAAUGCGGAUAGGCUUAGCUGGCCACUGUUUGCGUUUGAUGGGCACUACAGAGGAGACCAUCCUGGGUGUCUACACCUACAGCCAGAAGCACACUAAAGAAUUGAUCUCAGCCAUACUUGAUAUCAUCUGCCCUUGGGACAGCAGGGUAUCACAGUAUCCUCUGCUCCAUGGAAACCUGAUGAAAAUGUCUCUAGACUGGCAGGUCUGCAUACCUGACCUGCUGCUCGAUGCAGGUUUAAAGGUUUGCUGUCAGUUUCAGAAGAGCCUUGCUGAUCUGGUUUAUCUUCUCCAUUGUAACAUGGUUCAAGAAUCAGUCGACCUGGGACAGGUGCAGCUGUUGCUGUACACAAGUGUAUCAGUGAACAUCAGCUCCCACAGUGAGCGUCUGGCCCAGUUUUUUCUUACAGAUACCCAUCUUGGUCUGGUGCAGGAGGACGCCGUCUUUCACUCAACUCCACACAGUGUCACCACAGCGCUUCGGCGUACCCAGUUCCAUGACCUCAUUCUUCGUCAGCGCUCAGAUGUUCGUUGCAUGCUGGUGCGUGGUGACGACGAGAGUGGAUCGGUCAGACUGGAUGUAAUCCUUGCAAAUGUGAGGUCCAGAGGUCACCCUGACGGCGUGACUAAGGCAGCUGCCCCGUCUGCACAUGCUUUGAAUUCAUCUCCGCACGCAGAAGUGUGGAAAUUAACUUUCAGUUGCUCCACUGAGGCCGCCUGCCUGAUUAAUCACUUGUCAAACGUCUGAUCAAGGACUGAACAGCCAGUAAUGAACGGCCCAGCUUGAAAACUCUCAGUCACAGGGUGCAAUGGCAAAAGUGCCUCUCAACUAGACGGUGAAAAGGACAACUUUGCUUUGAAACGACAGUGACCUGUUUAGAAGCUUCCGUAUUGAUUUGCUGUCAUUUUAGUAUUGUAUGGCCUUAGCACUUGAAUUCUUUCAUUUCAUUGUUGUUCAUCUUUUACUGUUUUUGUCACCAAGGUGUGGGUUGUUUUAAAUAAGAGGUUCAGUGUCUAAGCAUUGAGGAUUAAAAAAAAAAAAAAAGUAUGAUGCUGCCUCAUUUAACACUCGUAACGUUUUUGAAGAUUUUAAGAGUUUGACAUAAUCAUCUUACCAUCCUUGUUAUUUGUGUUGUACAUAUGUUUAUCAGUUUGUUGCAUUUCAAGUGUUUCAUAGAUGAAUAGAUCAACUGAAAUUAAUAUGUUUGUGAAAAUAAAAGCCAAGUCCACAGUU
Molecule: messenger RNA, 4636 nt
Organism: Mugil cephalus (flathead mullet)
Lineage: Eukaryota; Metazoa; Chordata; Actinopteri; Mugiliformes; Mugilidae
Gene: kif16bb
Product: kinesin family member 16Bb
Exons: 19
Coding region: 95-4150 (1351 amino acids)
Biological process (GO): microtubule-based movement
Molecular function (GO): ATP binding; microtubule binding; microtubule motor activity
Source: RefSeq, a predicted model, not a curated record